AUGUGCGACAUUUUAAACGUUGGAGGUGAGCCGAUCGUUGACGAUCGCAUCGUUAAGAUUAAAACUCACACGUACAAUCCGUACGUGAACACAACAUUUGAACACAGUGAUGGAAUACGCAUACCUAUACAACAGCAGGACUUGUACACUUUACCGUGUCAAAGUUUUCUUUACGUCGAAGGAAAAAUGACGUUAACGACGAAAGACGAAGAAGUAUUUCUAGGUAAUAAUUGUGUGGCUUUUAUGUUCGAUGAAAUUCGCUAUGAACUCAAUGGUAUGGAGAUUGAUUUUAAUAGAAACGUUGGAAUAACCAGCACAAUCAAAAACUAUGUAUCGCUAACACAUGAUAAAAGCAUGGCCAUGAAGAAUGCUAGAUGGGAUAUUACACAACAUACGGACGUAGAUAGUUACUUUAGUUUCUGCGUACAUCUCAGCAUGAUAUUAGAAUUUUGCGAGGACUACAAGCGUACCAUUAUUAAUGCACGUCAUGAACUAAUUUUAAUACGAUCGCACAACGACAAAAACUGCAUAACAGCAGUUUCUGAGGUAAAUAGUGAAGCAUUAGAUGAAAAAAUUGAAUUAUUUAAAAUACAAUGGCAAAUGCCUCAUGUAGUAUUGAACGAUGUCACGAAGCUCUCGCUGCUACGAACUCUGGAAAGCGGACGGUAUUUGACCAUGAGUUUCCGCUCGUGGGAUCUCUAUGAGUUUCCAUUAUUACAAAGCACGAUUAAACACUCGUGA
Messenger RNA from Pseudomyrmex gracilis, 741 nucleotides. RefSeq lists its product as uncharacterized. The record is from RefSeq and is a predicted model, not a curated record. Lineage: Eukaryota; Metazoa; Arthropoda; Insecta; Hymenoptera; Formicidae. The transcript has a single exon. Bases 1 to 741 code for a protein of 246 amino acids.